This is a messenger RNA of Sorex fumeus (smoky shrew), 1742 nucleotides long. It is a transcript of the gene R3HCC1, whose product is annotated as R3H domain and coiled-coil containing 1. The transcript has 10 exons. Gene Ontology annotation, molecular function: nucleic acid binding. Lineage: Eukaryota; Metazoa; Chordata; Mammalia; Eulipotyphla; Soricidae. The record is from RefSeq and is a predicted model, not a curated record. Bases 1 to 1647 code for a protein of 548 amino acids.
AUGGAAGCCCUUGAAAGCACUGGCCCAGCCAACUGGAUCCCAGUUGGGUCCCACAUUGCUCUCCCUGGGGAAACGCAGAGCAGGUUCCCCGAGCUGGCUGCGAUGCCUCCCCCGGGCCGCGCGGUGGCGCUGCGGCUCCGCGGAGUACCGAGAGGGGGUGCGGGGCGCCCCGAUCCCGCCCCAUCCCGCGCCGCCCGGGCCCCGGCUCCAGGCCGGCCCCCGGGCGAGCCGAGCGCGGCGGCGGAGCGGGCGGGAGGCAGCCCCGGGGCCAAGAGGAGGCAGGCCUUCCCACCUGGCACGCUGGCCCUUCUCCUGGACGGCGUCUUUCUGUCGGCGGCCGAGAAUGACUUCGUGCACCGGGUUCAAGAGGAGCUGGAGCGCUUCGUGCAGCAGAAGCAGCUGUCGAAGGUCCUUCUCUUCCCGCCAGUCUCCAGCCGCCUCCGGUACCUGAUCCACAGGACCGCGGAGAGUUUUGAUCCGUUGAGCAGCUUCUCUGUAGGCGAGGGCUGGAGGAGGAGGACAGUCAUCUGUCACAAGGACAUCAGGUUACCCAGUCCAGAAGGCCACUCUGGCCCUUCCCGCCCUCCUGCCUCCCGACCCAGCAAGUUUCGAGGUUCUCGGCCCACCUUAAACCAGGGAACAACUGCCAGCCCCCGAGGGGCGCGGGCCGGCCGGUGGCAGCGAGGACGAAAGCCUGACCAGGCUUUGUAUGUGCCCCGGGUGCUGCGUUGCCAAGAAGAUUCGGCACCACCUGCCACCCCAGAGCUCGAGGCACAUGAGCCAGCUAACGGGCGCCCGGUGGAGUCGGGGCAUGUUGGUGCUGGGGACCCCAGUUCUGAUCAGCAACACCCAGUGUUGGUGACUCAAGCUGUAGAGGACCAAAAGGACCAGGGCCAAAGUGCUGAGCGGGAAGCACCAUCGGACCCCGUGGGCGCUGAGCAAUCCGGGUCCGAGAGCCUCUUGGAGAUAGAGAAGCAGCUGGAAGCAGCCACACAGCUUGGAGCUCGUCUACAGCUGGACUCAGAAGAGGGCAAUGGGAGUGAUCCGGAGAAGAGCCCAGUGGCAGAGGAGGAAGAAGAAGAAGAGGAGGGCCCUGGCGUCUGUUCUGAGGAUGAUUACAGUGAGCUGCUGCCCGAGAUAACUGACAACCUGACUGAGAAGGAGAUUCAGGUGGAGAUGAUCUACGUGGACACCUUUGCCGCCGUCGAGGAGCUGCCUGGAGAGAAGGAUUUUGCCCACGUGGUGGAGAUCUACGACUUUGAGUCAACACUCAAGACUGAGGACCUGCUGGCAACGUUUUCAGAAUUCCGAGAGAAGGGCUUCAAGAUCCAGUGGGUGGAUGACACGCAUGCACUUGGCGUCUUUCCCUGCCUGGAGUCAGCUGCCGAGGCCCUGACCAGAGACUUCUCCGUGCUCAAGAUCCGACCCCUCACUCAGGGAACCAAGCAGUCACGUCUGAAGGCCCUGCAGAGGCCCAAGCUCCUGCGCCUGGCCAAGGAGAGGCCGCAGACCAACACGGUGGUGGCCCGGAGGCUGGUGGCGCGUGCGCUGGGCCUCCAGCACAGGAAGAAAGAGCGGCCGCCGGUCGAGAGUCCCGCCAAGGUGCCGUCGUGCCAGCCGGGCAGCCCUGAGCAGAGCCAGGAGUGAGCACGGCCACCACGACCCCCGCCCGCGAGCCCUGCCGGCCAGCCCCUGAGGUCUCGGGGAGACGCUGAGAGGAAAUAAAGACCUGGACGUUGUUA